GACCCGGAAAUUUCCCCGGUGCGCCAUAAGGCAUGGCCCUCCAACUUUCCUCCUGUUCAUCUUGAGUAUGGUGGCUCCGAAGUCUUUCGCGACCAGAUUGAGAGGCUCAUCAAGGCACUUGCCGAAAAUGAGGUAGAGUUGAGCAUCCACCUGGAAGAGGGCCAGAUCCACGUGUAUCCCAUCCUCGACUUCCUAGCUCCUCAG
Molecule: messenger RNA, 204 nt
Organism: Symbiodinium pilosum
Lineage: Eukaryota; Dinophyceae; Suessiales; Symbiodiniaceae
Source: the annotation of a GenBank genome assembly